This is a messenger RNA of Adineta ricciae, 477 nucleotides long. Lineage: Eukaryota; Metazoa; Rotifera; Eurotatoria; Adinetida; Adinetidae. The record is from the annotation of a GenBank genome assembly.
AUGACGGAUGGGGUCAUUAGACGUUCAAUUUCGACUGAUAGUAACGCAAUCCUGUCAAAUUCAUCAAGUUUAAUCACACGAACAACAAUACGCGAAGCGAAUAACCACCUACAAAUGUUGUACAUACGUAAUCAAGAACUCGAACAAUUGACACAUGAACAAAAAGAAGAAAUUCAACAAAGAAAUUUCGAAUGUAGUAAACUGUAUCGAGCUAAUCAACUCUUAGAACAACAUUGUCAACAAUUACAGGCCUUACUUGAUGAUCGAACUCAACGUUUAUAUUCGUACGAACGAAAAGAAGUUCUCUUUCAACAAAUAAUCGAGUUCAAACCAACUCUCGAAUCGUUAGUAAGAAUGUUAAAUACAUUCGAGCAAUCGUCGUCAUUAUUACCAGUUUCAAUCGAUAAUAAACCAUUAGAGUUCGUCCAAGCAGCGAACAGAAUAACUCCUUCCGAGAUCUAUUUGUCAGAUUUGUAG